This is a messenger RNA of Sinocyclocheilus grahami, 1629 nucleotides long. Its product is annotated as regulator of G-protein signaling 9-like. Gene Ontology annotation, molecular function: GTPase activator activity. The transcript has 17 exons. Gene Ontology annotation, biological process: positive regulation of GTPase activity; G protein-coupled receptor signaling pathway; intracellular signal transduction. The coding region runs from base 97 to 1497 and encodes 466 amino acids. The record is from RefSeq and is a predicted model, not a curated record. Lineage: Eukaryota; Metazoa; Chordata; Actinopteri; Cypriniformes; Cyprinidae. Gene Ontology annotation, cellular component: cytoplasm; plasma membrane; neuron projection.
UGUGUGCAUCAGUGAUGAUUAUAUAUUAGACAUAGCCAAAAAGAUUUCAUUCGCUCGUCUACGACCGUCCACAGACUGUGGCGUGAGGACGCGAAUAUGACCAUAAGGAAUGUCCGGGACCACGGGCAGCGUUACAGACCGCGUAUGGCAUGCCUGAAGAAGGUGGAGAACGUGGUGUUGGAGAUGCAGGACCCCAAAAGUGGAGUGAAAUCUCAGACCCAAAGGCUUGUAAUCACCUCCAUCCCACAUGCUAUAACAGGGGAAGAUAUUGUUGCAUGGCUCGUGAAUCGAUUCAAAAUAGAUGCUACGGAGGCCCGAGCUAUGGGGACCAUGAUGGUGGCUUUUGGGUACAUCUAUCCACUACAAGAUCAUAAGAGACUCAUCCUUAAACCAGACACAUCCCUGUAUCGCUUUCAGACCCCAUAUUUUUGGCCUGCGCAGCAGUGGCCAGUGGAAGACACAGACUAUGCUAUUUAUUUGGCAAAGAGAAAUAUACGCAAGAAAGGGAUGUUGGAGCUCUAUGAACAGGAACAGUACAACAAUCUUUACAAAUGGGUGAAUCACAAGUGGGAUUUUAUUGUAAUGCAGGCCAAAGAGCAGUACAGGGCGGGUAAGGAGAGGAAGAAGCCAGACCGGGUGGUUUUUGAUUGUCAGGAACGGGCCUACUGGGUUGUACAUCGGCCACCGCCAGGAACAGUUAGUGCUAUGGACUAUGGACAUGACAGGAUGGUCGACCCCAAUAUGGAGGAGAAAAAAACAUCUGAUUACUACAGAAGAACUGUUAUGUUCAUUCAGCAAAUUGUUAAGUACACAACAACAUACAAAGAGCAUGACCCCUUUCUCCACGCCUGCCUCCCAAGCAACCCCUGGUUAACAGAUGAUGUUACAUAUUGGACUCUCAACAUGCCAAAUGUUGAGACCCCUACUAAAAUGAGGGUGGAGUGCUGGACUUUCAGCUUUGGAGAACUGCUUAUGGACCCUCGGGGAAGGGCCGAUUUCCGCCUCUUCCUUAAAAAGGAGUUCAGUGGUGAGAAUCUUGCCUUCUGGGAGGCAUGUGAGGAUCUGAAAUGGGGUGCUGCAGAGACAAUGAAAGAAAAGGCUCAGCAAAUAUAUAAGACCUUUUUGGCACGUGGAGCUCCACGUUGGAUCAACAUUGAUGGCAAAACAAUGGACAUAACAGUGAAGGGUUUGGCACAUCCUCAUCGUUAUGUACUGGAUGCUGCCCAGACUCACAUUUACAUGCUCAUGAAAAAGGACUCAUACGGGCGAUAUCUCAAGUCCCCAGUGUUCAAGGAAACUCAAAGAAAGGCCAUUGCUCCUGAACCACACAGAUUCACUGAGACGCAGUUGGAGCAGAAUGCCAAGAGAAGGCGGCCCAGCCUGAGUCCCAUUACCCUGAGACAGCAGGAAGAAGAACAGAAGGCCAAACUUGCAGCAAGUGGCCCGGUGGACAUCACACAGGUCAUGAGCAAACUGGAAAAGAAACAGAAAGCCUAGAACACAGAGAAUAGAUAUAAGCAUAUAUUUAUGAUAAGCAAAAAGGAUAACCACCUUUCUGGUAAAAGCAAUAAACAGUUUUGCAAGACAGCAUAUUUAUAUAGUAAUAAUCCAAAAUGCCGCUGCAAGAUU